Molecule: messenger RNA, 2059 nt
Organism: Clunio marinus
Lineage: Eukaryota; Metazoa; Arthropoda; Insecta; Diptera; Chironomidae
Source: the annotation of a GenBank genome assembly
UAACUCGUGAGCAACGAAAUCAUUCCCUUGGAUUUAACUGAGCAAAAUUUCUGAUAAGAUUAUCUGUCAGCGAUUUUCAAAGUUACAAAGAAAUAUAAAUCUCCUUAAGUUUCAAUAACAAAAUAAUUAACAUCCGCAUGACAAAGAGUUAAAUUUAAUCGAAUAAUUAUUGAAGAUUUGUAAAAAAUAUGAGUUACGGAUUGAAAUAGUAUUUUCGUAGACAAUUGAAAUUCUAUUACUUCUCUAAUUAAAAAAUUAAUUAAGUACGAUUAGUGUAAUAAAAACCAGUAGAAUAAAAACUCGUGAAAAAAUGACUGAACAACGUGGUGUUCGUUCUAGAUCAGAAGAUCCUGUAAUAUCAUCGAAUAUGAAUACGAAUUCAACCGGAAUGAAGUCUUUUCAAGCAAUGAACGAACGGGCAGUUGAGGACAUGACACUGAAUUUCUUCUACCGACCCCACACCAUUACACUUCUCCUAUGCUCGAUAUUUGCUGCAAUGUAUUUCGCUUUUAUUAGAAAUGAAAGCAAGAUUGAAGACAACAUUUGGGCAGGCAUUGUUUGUGUGAUUUUCUUCUUUUGUGUCGUGUCAGUGCUUACAUUUCCGAAUGGUCCAUUCACCAGACCUCAUCCGGCAAUCUGGCGAAUGAUCUUCGGUAUGUCAGUGCUGUAUCUGAUGUUUUUACUCUUUCUCAUGUUUCAAAACUACUCAACAAUUAUGGGAGUGUUUUACUGGUUUUAUCCUGAUCUUCGUGACUUUCACAUAAAUAUGGAUAAAGAGUAUGGUGUUAACUGUUCCGACAUCACUUGGAAGAAGUUUUACGAGCAUGUUGACGUGUUUGCUCUCGCGCAUUUCCUUGGUUGGACAUUUAAAGGAAUCCUCAUUCGACAUAGCGGCAUUUUGUGGUGCAUUUCAAUUAUGUGGGAGAUAACUGAAGUACAAUUUGCUCAUUUGUUGCCAAACUUCAUUGAAUGCUGGUGGGAUGCUCUCAUACUUGACGUAUUGCUUUGCAAUGGUCUUGGAAUUUGGGUUGGAUUAAAGAUUUGUAAAAUUAUGGAGAUGCGCGAGUACAAAUGGGUUGGGAUUCGCGAUAUCUCAACAACGUCUGGAAAGCUUAAACGAGCGGUUUUGCAAUUUACUCCCGAAUCAUGGACGGCAGUUCGCUGGAUGGAUCCGAAAUGCACGUACAUGAGAUUCUUAGCCGUUUGUCAGCUUGUAAUCUUUUGGCAAGUGACUGAACUUAACACAUUCUUCCUCAAACAUAUCUUCGAAAUGCCACCGGCACAUCCAAUUGUUAUUAUUCGUCUUGUGCUUAUCGGUUUGUUUACAGCACCGUCAGUUAGACAAUAUUAUAUUUAUGCAACGGACACUUCAUGCAAACGAAUGGGAACACAAUGUUGGGUUUAUUGUGCUAUCAUGUUCUGCGAAGGCAUUUUAUGCAUAAAGAAUGGCAAAGAACUUUUCAGCCAAACACAUACAGCUAAAGUCAUUCAAUGGCUGUUGAUACAAGCAGUUCUCUCUAUCAUCUUCGUAUCAGGUUGUGUCUUGUGGCACAAAUAUUUCCAGAAGCCGAAACAACAAGGAUUCGAUGAAUCACCAAAGAAGAAAAAAUCAAGCUGAAUUUCAUACGAUAAAAUAAUAACUUUAGUUUGAAUUCGAUUAUUUGACUCAAGAAACAAAUCAACAUAAGCUGCUUCUUACUAUUUAUCAUGUGCGGUUCAAAUCUCACGCUGUGAUUUCUUCAAAUUUCACAAGACUCGCUUUUAUUAAAUAAAUAAUAUUUCUCUUGAAUAAAACACGUUUUUACUCAUCAUCAAACUCAUCAUGUUGAUACUGUUGUAAUUAAUUAGAAUGAGUUGUGGUUUUAAAUUAAAAGAAAAACAAUUCAAGCCAAAGUUGUAGGAAUUUCUUUUAGAUGUGAACAUUUUGCCAUUUUAUAAAGAAAUUGUUAGUUUUUUUUUAAAUUAAUUUCAAUAAGUAGAAAGAACAAAUAAAAAUGAAGAAGAAGACGAUAUGAAAAUGUGAUGGAAAUAAAAUAAAGAAAAAUCCAUGAAACUUUAA